This is a messenger RNA of Penicillium riverlandense, 2568 nucleotides long. Its product is annotated as putative RNAPII degradation factor Def1. Gene Ontology annotation, molecular function: ubiquitin binding. NCBI's taxonomy places the organism in Eukaryota, Fungi, Ascomycota, Eurotiomycetes, Eurotiales, Aspergillaceae. The transcript is spliced from 2 exons. Bases 1 to 2568 code for a protein of 855 amino acids. The record is from RefSeq and is a predicted model, not a curated record. Gene Ontology annotation, cellular component: nucleus; cytoplasm.
AUGUCUGAAGUACAGAGUCGACCCUCCGCCUCGCGUGGGAGGGUAUCCGCCCGCGGUGGUCGCGGUGGUUUCAGCUCCAGAGGUGGCCGUGGUGGCAGCAGCAGAUCCGCAACCGCUGACAGCUCAGACGCCCCAUUCGAAGAAGGAGAGAUCGGUCAAAUGAAGAAGAAAUACUCGGAUACUCUGCCCAUGCUCAAGGAGCUAUUCCCUGACUGGAAGGACGAAGAUCUCGUCUUCGCAUUGGAGGACUCAAACGGCGAGCUCGAAGAAGCGAUCGAGCGCAUUACCGAAGGUAAUGUAUCGCAGUGGGGAGAAGUCAAGAAGAAGACCACAGACCGGGCUCGUCCCAAGGCCAAAGAGGUCCAGAGCACCCCGACCGAGACGACUGCCGCUUCCGCCCGUGGAGGUCGCGGUCGCGGCGGUCUCGAGGCCCGUGGUGGACGCGGCGCACGCGGAGACCGUGGUCGUGGUGGUCGCGGCGGCCGGGCAGGAGCUCAUACGAACGGGACUCGUACGGAAAAGCCGGUUGCUACACUGGCCAGUGCUGCAGAGCCCGCAGCGCCCGUCGCAACCGAAAACGCCCCUACAAUGGCAUGGGAAGAACCCGAAGUGGAACCGGUAACUGCAGAGACGGAACCCAAGAGCAGCGUGAUCCCCGAGGGCACAAAGAAGGGAUGGGCUAGUCUGUUCGCCAAGCCUGCACCUGCUCCGCCGCAAAAGAAGCCUCCAACCGCAGCGCCUGCCCAGCAGAAGCAGGCGCCUGAACCGGUGCCCGUGCCCGUUGCCGCCGCUGAGAAGACCCCCGUUGCGAAGUCCUCCCAAGUUGCUGCCGCCGCCGUUCCGACGACAAGCGUGCAGCCUCCCGUUGAUGACUUGACGGAGACAAACCUCGGGCAAAUUCCUGAUGCAUCCGCUCCCGCGCCGACUGCGACUGCAGCCAGCACAAUCGGUAGCGGCAUUGAUCCUGCUCUGGUCGCGUCGGGUGCUACUCCUUCCCGGGUGUCGUCAUCUGGCUACCCGCCCAGUGCAUUCAAACAGAGUGGUCGUGUGCCUGGCUUCCAGCGUCGCGUGAUGGAGCAGCAGCAGGCUGUGGUCAUGCCUGGCAACCAUGCCGUGGACCGUGCCGCGGUGCAGUUCGGUAGCAUGGGACUCAACGGUGAUGCGGUCGAUAUUGAUGACAACCGCGAACAGGCCGAGACCCGCGCCCAGCCUCCGCAGCACUCGCCCGUCGCUCCGCGCGCUGCUCUCCCUCCUUCGACCCAGGUACCUGGAGAGGCUGCAGGAGCUGCGCGUCCUGCCCCCGGCCUUCCUCCAGUGCCCCAGGCCUCUGGCGAGGCCGCUUUUGCCGACUUUUCUCGCUACUCCGAACCCCAGAAGCCCUUCGAUCCCUUCAGCCAGCAGGUGAGCCAGCCCCAGCCACAAAUUCAAGAACCCUUCGCCAACCAGGCCCCCGUUCAGCCGACUGCCACCACGGGCAGCGAGUAUUCUCCUUUCUAUGCUGCCGACCAGCAGCGUUUCCCUUACAACUACUAUGGCAGCUACGGCCAGUCCCAGGAUGCCAGCGUUGGCCCUCGUGCCGCUCCUGGAUUCGGUGCUUCCGGCGCCGAAGCUCAACCGGGAGUCCCUACCACGCAGCCUCCUAGUCGGUACGGCCCCGUGGAUGCGACCAACAGCGGUCACAACACCCCGAACCCGACCUUGCCUGCCACCACACAGACUCCGACUGCCCAGCACAUGCCGGGCCAGACUGGUGCCCACGCUUACGGCUACGGCUACCCUUACUACUCCAACCCUCACUAUGCUUCGUAUAUGAACCAGAUGACGCAGCAUCAGCAGCAGCAGUAUGGCCGGAGCCGUCCGAUGUAUGAUGAUGCUCGUCGGUAUGACGAACAACAGCAGCAACACUACAUGCAGCAACACAACACGCAGUACGGCUAUGGCAGCCAGUACGGUCCGUACGGCGGCAAGGGAGGUAUGUACGGCCAGCCGCAUGGCGGCUUCUCAUACGAUCAGUCGUCUUCCCCCGCGAAUGCCGGCAGCUUCAACCAGUCCGUGCCUGGUCGCGACUCGGUCUACGGCCGGACCGGCUCCGCGCAGCCGUCUGAUAGUCAGCCGUCUGCGUCGGGUGCCAAUGCAUUCGGUUCCGGCAUGUCUGAUGUCUUUGGACGCGCCCAGUCGGGUUUUGGUCAGAACCCGCCUAUCGCUCAGCAGCCCCCGGUGACUUCGGAGGAGACCAAGGGCUUUGAGGCUCCCAAGGCUGGUGGCCCUAGCCCCUCUCUUGCCCAGGCCAACCGCCCCGGCUCUGCAACCAACAGCGUCCCUGGACAGCCGCAAGCGCAGACCAGCCUGCCCCCGCUGCAGGGCCAGCAGGGCCAGCAAGCCUUCGGCAGCUAUCCCCACCUGAACCCCCAGUACGGCGGACUCGGCGGACUCGGCGCCCAGGGCGGUGCGGCGGCCACGCAGAGCCACCACCAGGCCUCUGGCUACGGCAACUAUGGCGCCGGAUUCGGGAACUACUACGGCGGCAACUCUGGCCGCGGUGGCUGGGGCGGCAACUACGGCCACUAA